Messenger RNA from Aphis gossypii (cotton aphid), 491 nucleotides. RefSeq names its product 39S ribosomal protein L34, mitochondrial (gene mRpL34). Gene Ontology annotation, molecular function: structural constituent of ribosome. The record is from RefSeq and is a predicted model, not a curated record. Gene Ontology annotation, cellular component: mitochondrial large ribosomal subunit; ribosome. The coding region runs from base 116 to 385 and encodes 89 amino acids. Gene Ontology annotation, biological process: translation. Lineage: Eukaryota; Metazoa; Arthropoda; Insecta; Hemiptera; Aphididae. The transcript has 2 exons.
UAAGUCUAUCGUCGAAACCGGCUCAAUUUUUUCAUUUUGAAUCAGUUAAACAAGUAAGCCUUAUUCAGAUUAUAACUCAUCAAUUUCCCAUACAUCCUUUUGAAAACCAUUCAGAAUGGUGUUAGGUCAAAUUCUACGUAGCACUUUCCAAAAAGUUGUUGGAAUUACUCCUCAUGGAUCUACACCUACUAAUUUUUUAACACCUUCAACGUUGAACUCUUGGUCUAUUGACUUUGUUCGCACAAAAACACGUCAUCAUUUCCCUCGGCCUAAUGAAGCAAAACGUAUUAAAAAACAUGGUUGGUGGACAAGAAUGGCAACAAAAGAAGGACGCAAAAUACUGCAGCGCAGAAUACUCAAAGGACGAUAUGUCCUCAGUCAUUGAUUUUAUUUUUUUUACUUAUGUUAAAAUAAUUUAUAGUUAGUUUUGGCAAUUUUGUGCUCAUCGUGUUUUAUAGACUAAAAUAAAAUAAAAAAAAAAUAAUAAUAAU